UCCCUGAGACCAAAUCCAAAAAUAACCAACUAUUAAUAGAAUAUUGGACCAGACAGGACUUCCCAUGCUGUCAGCUCUGAAAACACACACUACUGUGUGGGAGAAAGCCUACUGCAGACAAAAACAGCAUGGGGGACUUCCAGCCCUUUGAGCAGGACUUCUACCAGUCAGGAUACUACAUCGAUGACCAGGGUCAGACUGUGGCCUACUACGAGUCCCACAACUCCACAGACCCUGAUUAUGACGACAGUGGAACUUUCGAUCCCUCCAUGGAGCAGCAGUACGCUGGACAGUACUACCAACCUGACAUGACUUCUGGGACAAUGGAAGGAACAGGAACAUAUUUGCCUGAAGAGGAACCGUCCCUUCUUGAGGAACUUGGCAUCAAUUUUGACCACAUCUGGCAGAAGACCCUGACAGUGUUGAACCCCUUUAAGCCUGCAGAUGGCAGCAUCAUGAACGAGACUGAUCUGACCGGGCCGGUCCUCUUCUGUGUGGCACUGGGGGUCACGUUAAUGAUGGCGGGUAAAGCCCACUUUGGGUAUGUGUACGGGCUCAGUGCGACAGCCUGCAUUGGGAUGUACGUCCUGCUGAGUCUCAUGAGUUCCCUGGCUGUGUCUUACGGCUGUGUGGCCAGCGUCCUGGGCUACUGCCUGCUUCCCAUGGUGGGGGUCUCUGCAGUCGCCGUCUUUUACUCUUUACAAGGCUUCCUGGGAACAGUUCUGGCUGUGUUUGGAAUUUCUUGGUGUAGUCUCUCUGCCUCCAAGAUCUUCAUCUCUACCCUGGCUAUGGAAGGCCAGCAGCUGCUGGUGGCUUACCCCUGUGCCCUACUCUACGGGCUCUUUGCCCUGCUCACGGUGUUCUGAUGAUCGACAAGUUAACCCAGAGUAUCAUCUUUAUUAAUUUACCAACUGUCUUUGUUAUUCGUGCCAACAAAGUAAAAUGGAGGUUCCGUUUUCAGCCCUUUGUAUAUGUGUCUGAUUUUGCAAAGCACAUUGGGUGGAAGAUACCAUAAUACACACCUAAAUAGUUUUAUUUGACCAAUGUCAGUUUUUUAUUAUUUAAUGAAGCUAUAUGUAUCAUAGAUUUCCGGGGUUUCUCUGGUUCUCCUAUUAUUUUAAUGUGAGGGAGGUUAGUGUAGUGUUUGUUCACAUGCUUCCUUUAUGAUUACAGCUCUCCUUACUUAGCCAACUAUAAAACCGUAUAAAAUAUAACCAUUAUUUCAAAAGUUGUGUUUUUCUUUUUGUACUGUAACUUGCAAAGCAAACUUUUUGCAAGGAAGAGUGACAGAGUGCCAGUCGUACCCAAUCAGAAUUCUGACAAAUAUUUUGCCUGCAACGUUUAAGAAGGAAUAAGAUGAAUUUAUACGAUUAGAAGUCGGGUUGCUCACCAACUGUUUUUUUAUUUUUUAUUUUUUAAUAUUUUUUGGGAGCUUUUUGCCUUUAAUCGGAUAGGACAGUGGAGAGUGACAGGAAAGUGGGAGAGAGAGUCGGGGUGGGAUCUGGAAAGGACCAAGGGUCGGGAAUCAAAUCCAGGUCGCCGGCAUACGGUACAGGUGCCCCAGCCAGUUGCGCCACGGCUGGGGCCGCUCACCAACUAUUUUAAGCUUUUAUUCAAACCAGAGAAUGCCAAUUAGGUGACCCCCUCCAGAGGGCAGCCUCAAAUUCAAAACGUGUUUUAAAUGGAAAAUGAAGAUAAUCACAGAAAAAAUAUGCUAUGGCAAAACAAGCAUUUUGGCUCCUACAUGCAUUGAAAGAGUUUUAAAUGUCCUUUAAAUCUAUCAUGUCAGCAGGUGUGUGUUGCAGCAGGACAAUGAACCAAGAUUAUGACGUUUUAAAUUUAGAAUACAGAUUAAUUGACAAGUAACAUAACAAUUCACCAAUCAACAAAGAGAAAAAAAGAUCAAUAAUACAUUUGAGAAUAUAGUUAACGGAAAACAGAUGCAUAAUAAAUCUCAUUGCUACAUUACUUCAUCUAACCAGUAGUGUAAAGUAACUAGGUAGAUUAACUCAAGUAUUUGAGUAUGAGUAUUUCCAUUUUAUGCUUUGCACUUUUACUCCACUACAUUUAUUUAAUCCCUUCAGUUACUUUACAGAUCAGGAUUAAUGAUGGUAAAUAUAAUCAGCCCUUAAAUCAGACUUUAGUUCACCUGGAGUAAAUUCAGCAGCUACCCUGCAGUAUACAAAGCCAUUCAAACUAGCUGCACCUUUACCAGCUCUGAGAACACUUUAAUGAUCAAUCAUUAUAAAACAUAUCAGAGAUAUUAUUCUGAAAUGGACCAAUCAAACAAUGACUACUUUUACUGUCGCCACUUUAAGUACAUUUAGAUGAGAGUACUUUCUACUUUCACUGGAGGAACAUUUUGAAUGCAGGACUUUUACUGUGACAGAGUAUUCCUGCACUCUGGUACUGCUACUUUACUCAAGAACAAGAUCUGAGUACUUCUCCACCUCUGUAUCUAACUAGAGGGUAUUAGUGUUGUUUUGUGUUGUACCUCACAGAUUGUUCCCAUUUAUUAUCAAAAAUAUGAAUUUCUAAAUCUCAUGUUUUUUUUUUACCAUUCCAUUCAUUUCAUUCAUAAGAUCCUGAAGAGAGUUAUCUUUUCCAUUGUAAUUCUAAAAUUAAAGUCUGAUUCUUUA
Molecule: messenger RNA, 2639 nt
Organism: Eleginops maclovinus (Patagonian blennie)
Lineage: Eukaryota; Metazoa; Chordata; Actinopteri; Perciformes; Eleginopidae
Product: protein YIPF7-like
Exons: 6
Coding region: 129-866 (245 amino acids)
Biological process (GO): endoplasmic reticulum to Golgi vesicle-mediated transport; vesicle fusion with Golgi apparatus
Cellular component (GO): trans-Golgi network
Source: RefSeq, a predicted model, not a curated record